AUGCAAGAAAUUGAAGAUGAAGUACAAAACAAUAUAAAUUAUGAAAUAACGGAUAACAGAUAUGUGUUUGAUUUUGAACAAGUCAAUUGGAACAACAGACAACAAACAAACCAUAAAAGUAGUAUGACAAAAAAUGCGUUAAACCAAAUUGAGAAUGAACGAGAAAAUGUAGAAAAAGAUUUAAAGUUAUUAGAAGCUAUUAAAGAUGAGAGAUCAAGACUUCAAAAUUUAAUGAUUUCAGUAUUAGAGAUUAGAAAUGAACUGGAAGAAAAACUUCAGGGGUCAUCAAGUCUUUAA
Molecule: messenger RNA, 297 nt
Organism: Macrosiphum euphorbiae (potato aphid)
Lineage: Eukaryota; Metazoa; Arthropoda; Insecta; Hemiptera; Aphididae
Source: the annotation of a GenBank genome assembly